Molecule: messenger RNA, 567 nt
Organism: Arachis stenosperma
Lineage: Eukaryota; Viridiplantae; Streptophyta; Magnoliopsida; Fabales; Fabaceae
Exons: 3
Coding region: 1-567 (188 amino acids)
Source: RefSeq, a predicted model, not a curated record
AUGGCAGGAAGAAUUAAUAGCCUAGUUAGCUCCCUCCCCAAGUUUGGGCAUGCUGGUGCAACCAUUGCUAGGGCUCGUGUAUGGAACCCUAGGGUUUUUGCAGCUGUUACCCCUAGGCCUAUCCAAGUACCACCUCAUAAUAAGGCAGAAGGCACAGCACCUGGUACUGAUGGCAUGACGAGGCAAGAAACAACUGAAACUGUUUUUAACAGCAUGAAUGAUACUACCCAGCAAGACAAGUCUUAUUCCACAGCUGAACAUGUGGCACACAGGGCAGUAGACAAGGCAGGAGAAAUGGCAAAUCAAGUGUCACAAACAGCACAAAACAUAAGUGAGAAAGCAAAACAAACAAUGCAAGAAGCAUGGGACACAACAAAGAGCACAGCCAAUAGGGCAGCAGCACAUACCAUCACUGAUAAGGCAAAGCAAACCAUGCAAGAUGCUUGGGCAUCUACCCGUAACUCUGCUAAUAGGGCUGCUGAUUCUGUUCUUGAAAAGGCUCAAGAUUCUGCUGAUGCUGUCAAGGAAAAUGCUGAGGCUAUAAGGAGGAACAUCAAGAAGAACUAA